AUGAGUCAGGACGAUGCUGCAAUAAUUCACAAGGCUGCAGCUGCAGCUGUCAGCCAACACCAUCCAACCGAGGACGACCUGGAUUCCGCCGAGGCAUCCCACGACGAAACGACGUCGCCGCUGAGCAGCAAAAAGGCCCUCUGGGCUUGGCUCAUUCUGUGCUUUUCCACCGGCCCGACCAAUGGCAUGGUGAAUAGCUAUGUCACGGCCAGCAUUCAAUCGGCGGCCAAUGCUGUAGGACACAUUCCCGGCACCAAUAAGCCAUGUGCCCGAAGAGGUGCCAUCUCAUGUGCGGUCAAGCUGGGAGGCAGAGAUGUCGACUAUCUCAGCUACCUGCUGUACCUCCGUUCCAUCAGCCGAGCCACCGAGGGCGUUGUAUCUAUCCUGGCAUCGGGUCUGGCCGACUUCUCCAACUACCGCAAAACUAUGAUGAUGUGCUCCAUCUAUCUCUUUGGCGCCCUGGCCCUGCCAUUUGCUGGGCUGACAGGCAACGACUAUAGCCAUCUGAACGCCCUGUCUACCCUUUAUGUCGUCAUUUCAACUGUGUCUGGUGUGUACACCGUUAUCGAAGCGUCGUACAUCCCGAUUUUCAUGAGGUCGGUCGGUUGGUUCAGUAAGCGAGCCCGACUUCAGGACCAAGAACAGACGGCCACCUCAGACAACCAGACCUGGAUCCAAGGUAGUCUUGUCAGUGUUCUUGGUUUGGUAUCUGGUAAUCUCGGUGCGAUACUGGCGCUUCUUAUCGGAGUCAUCAUUACCUAUACUCGAGGAAGCUAUGUCACGGAAGGAUAUUUCAACUUCCUGCUCGCCAUUACCGUAGGCGGAUGCCUUACCAUCGUCUGCGCGAUAAUCGGUCAUAUUCUGCUACCAAAUGUUCCCGGUGCCGAAAGGCCCAAAGGAAAGAGCAUAUUUCUGCUCCCAUUGCGCACUUGGCUCAAACUCAUUGGCUCCAUACGCAAGUAUCCCAACGCCUUCAAGCUGUGCAUAGGCUGGGUCCUUUGGAACACUGGCUACAGCAACUUUCUCCAGCUCCUUGGCGCGCUUUUUCUCGAAACGACAGGCAUCCAGCGAGGGAGCGACGUCUACACCGUCUACACCUUCAUGAUGGUCAUUUUCGCAUGCAUGGGCUCUCUCGGCUGGCUUUUUAGUUUCCGCUACGCCAAGUUACACAUCAAGAGCUGGGCGUAUCUAUUCCUCGCUGUCAACAUCCUGUGCGUCUUCUGGGGCUGCAUUGGAAUAAGCAAGAACGUGAGCAUCGGGUACAAGCAUCAGGCUGAAUUCUGGGUCGCCGAUUUCCUCUUCAUGAGCACAAGCAGUGCGCUGAGGUCGCUGAACCGAGUGCUUUACGCAUCGCUCAUUCCAAAGGGGUCCGAGGCCGCGUUUUUUGGCCUGGAAAUUACGCUGGACCUUGCCACGGGGUGGAUUAAUCCCCUCGUGCAGGGCGUUAUCCAGAAUAGGACGCAUAACCUCCGGUUCCCCAUGAUUCCUAAUCUGCUGCUCAUGCUUGUGGCGUUGGCGUUGUAUGUCUGGACAGAUGUUGAUCAGGGGAUGCGGGAUGCCGAAGUGCCCUUGGCGUCGAGUCCCAGCGGACAGGCACAACCUGGUUUCACAAGAGUUGACAGCAGAAAUGUCUCAAAGAAUGCGACGGCGUAG
Molecule: messenger RNA, 1653 nt
Organism: Ustilaginoidea virens
Lineage: Eukaryota; Fungi; Ascomycota; Sordariomycetes; Hypocreales; Clavicipitaceae
Exons: 6
Coding region: 1-1653 (550 amino acids)
Biological process (GO): amino acid transmembrane export from vacuole
Source: RefSeq, a predicted model, not a curated record